AUGUUGAAGACAUGGUGGCAGCGGUGGGAUCAUCCAAAUGAUGACGGGGAGAACGGCGCAGUGGAUGCCCUUUGCGAUGCCUUUAAAAAGACUGGAAGGACUGAUCUAGUUCUGCUUCUCAGGGGUUCUGUGGAUGGUUCAGGACAUUUCAACCUUGACGCUUACCGCGAUGAGUUCAUCAGAUACUACCAAGACGAGAUGAGUGUGGUUCCUUUGCUCCCGUGGCUCCCAUCUGAGGUCCGUAGGAUUAAUGACAUAUAUGUGAAACUGAAGCUGCAAGAGAGACAGGACGAGGGUAGGAAGGUGAAAAAACAGGAAAUUGACUCCCACGAGGACAUGUUCAAACUGGAGUAUGAAGACGGCAAGCCGGUCAGAUUUAUCUUGCUGUCUGGCAUUGCCGGCAGUGGCAAGACUACCAUCGUGUCAAAGAUUGCCACCGACUGGGCAGAACAGAAGCCCGGAUCUCCGCUCUCCGAAUUUACCUUUUUGAUGGCCUUGAGUAUGCGAGAACUUCAGGGCGUCUCUGAUCUGACCGAGGCAAUAUAUGACCAGAUCCUUGCAGAUGACACGAAGCUUGAUCGCCAAUCUUUGACAAAUUACUUGAGUUCACAUGCCGAAAAAAUCCUGGUCGUGUUGGAUGGCGCUGAUGAGUAUGAUAAAGAGGGUUCCCAGUUGCCAUCUGAAGGUUUCAUCACUGACAUCAUCAGAAACAAGAUUCUUCGUGGAUGUACCGUCCUCGUCACAACACGUCCCCACAUGGUGGACAAGUUGUGUGAGCUCAAUCCUUCUUUCAUUCAUAUUGAGACCAGGGGUUUCUCAGACGAAGGAGUCCAGGAAUACAUUCAGAAGUUUUUCAAACGCAAAGAUCCAACGGUGUCUGUUGGACAGUUUGGAUAUUUGAAGGCAUCUGGGACCUUUCUAAGUUUUGCGAGAACACCCAUAAUGCUGCUGCUCAUGUGUCUUGUAUGGUCAGACGAACAGAAGCUUCCCGAGACACUGACAGAGUUGUUUAAGGAAGUGCUUCUCUUCAUUUUGAAACGUCACUUUCAAAAAUUCGGUUUGUCAAAUCCUGAAGACAAGGGUUUACUUGAGAAUGAGGUGAUAAAUCUAGUGAAAGCGUUAGGAGCAAAAGCGCUGGAUGGUCUGAUGCUUCCUGGUCAGAAGUUAGUCUUUGAAGCUGGGGACUUUGGGAAUUCUGAAAUGGUUGACAAGGCUUGCAAAACUGGAAUUCUUUCCAAAGAGAAAAUUCGAAGUAAAUUAAGAGCGGUUGAGCGAGUGACUUUCUUUCAUAAAACCUUCCAAGAGGCAAUUGCUGGGUUUUAUUGGGCGAGUCUAGUCGAGUCUGAUGACGGGUUGUUUGAAUCUUACCUGAGUAAGGUGGACAGGAAUAAUGCCGUUGAUAUGGAAUACCUGAUGCGUUUUUGCUGUGGUGGAAAUGUCAAAGCGGCAGAAUCCCUUCUUGGCUACGUCGAAACUUUCGGGUUGAAAACUUACUUACAGGACUAUGUGCUCUUUUUUCCAGAGCCAAAUGAGCCACUCAGGAGGCUUUGGAUUUUGAUGCAUUUCGAAGCACACUCGGAAGAGUUACACAGCAUUGCCGGGACUAUCUUCAACCCGGUUUUUCUGGUUACAAUGAACUGUGAAAAUGAUUUCACGUCUGCUCUAAAGUUUCUAGUCGAGUGUGCGCAUUCUUCAGCAUCCAAACUGCGGGUUGUUGACUUAAAAGGGGUCUGUCUUUGCGGGAAUUCCUUUUCGAGCCUUGCCGAACAGCUCAAGAGCCUUAAGGAGCUGCAGGAGUUGAAACUCGGCACCAGUGAAGGUUCGUAUGCAGAAGACAUAAUAAUCGCUCUUGUUAAAGAUGUCUUACCAUCAUUGCAGCGUAAUCUACGUGUCCUGGAAGUGUUCAUUCCAACGGAGUCAUCAGUUAACCCAGAAGCCAUCCUGGCAGUUAUGCAGUGGGCUUGUGCUUCACCAUCCAUGAAUGAACUCAAUUUGUACCGGCUCAAAUCAGGGCUGUUUCCACAGCCAUACACAGAAUAUAUACCUGAUAGCAUUGACGCAGUGAAUGCUGAACAUCAGCCAACCCAGAGCUCCAUUCAAGGGUUAAACGUCAGUGGAAACUCCUUCGGCCAGUGCACGGCAGCUGUCAUUGAACUUUUGAAGCAAAUGCCGUUCUUAAAGAGAUUAGACAUGGAGGAUAUGAGCUUUGAGGAAUCCGACUGGACUGACCUUGUAGAGGUUCUCAAGGGCUGCCAACAGCUUCAAUUUUUAAAUCUGUCCGGAAACAGCGUGAAUGACAAGGGUCUUGAAGCUUUAUUGGAAAUAAUUCCGAUGCUCCCAGAUCUUUACAGGGGUUUCUCAGACGAAGGAGUCAAGGAAUACAUUCAGAAGUUUUUCAAAGGCGGCGAGUCGGAGCAUUCUAACGCGUCAGAGGAAUUUGACGAUUCAGAGGAUUCUUACGGGCUCUACGAAAAUUUGAAGACAUCUGGGACCCUUCUUAGUUAG
Messenger RNA from Patiria miniata (bat star), 2505 nucleotides. Its product is annotated as protein NLRC5-like. Bases 1 to 2505 code for a protein of 834 amino acids. Lineage: Eukaryota; Metazoa; Echinodermata; Asteroidea; Valvatida; Asterinidae. The record is from RefSeq and is a predicted model, not a curated record. Gene Ontology annotation, molecular function: protein binding. The transcript is spliced from 4 exons. Gene Ontology annotation, biological process: signal transduction.